AUGCCCUCGCUGCUGAUCAACAUAACGGUGGUGGUGGUGUCUACGCUCAUCUGGUUGGUGAUCUUCAAAAAUAAAAUCAUAGGGUUGAUUGGAUCAUAUAUGCUACAUCCACCUGAGGACUUUAUAACACGUAUCAGAAACUUUUUAUUGGAUACCGCUCAUGAUGAGAAGAGGGUUUCAACGCUAGAUUUCGGUUGGAGACAUGGAUCUGUGAGACGUCAGCUUAUCUUGGCAGCAAAGAGACCUGACGAAUAUUCUAAUUAUGACUUUAAAAACAAAAUUCAGAUAGCAUCCAGUGACAGGAAUGAUAGCGAACAGUUCAUCAAUGGAAUUUUGGGUAAAUCUAGAAAUCCAUCUAGAUGUUUAUUUGGAUUCUUCCAUCCUUAUUGUAACGCUGGUGGUGGCGGUGAAAAGGUUCUUUGGAAAGCUGUUGAAACUACACUACUAAAUUCGCCCAACAAUAUUGCCCUUGUAUAUACUGGUGAUACUGACACUACUUCGGAUAAGAUAUUCUCAAAUGUUAUGAACAGAUUUGAUUACGACUUAGACCGCAGCAGAAUCGUGUUCAUAUUUUUAAAAAACCGCCGUUGGGUGGAUAGUGCUUCAUGGCCUAGAUUUACCCUCAUGGGUCAAGCCCUUGGCUCCAUAAUCCUAUCUCUAGAAGCAGCAUCUUAUUGCCCCCCAGAUGUGUGGUGUGAUACUAUGGGCUACCCCUUUGGAUAUCCGUUCAUUCAUUGGCUGUUCCGUAUACCAAUUGUUACUUACACACAUUAUCCCGUGAUCUCAACUGAUAUGUUAGACAAAAUAAGACUGAUGCCAGGAUUCAAAACCAACCUUAAGCUUCAAUUAAAAUACGUUUAUUGGAAGCUUUUCAUGCUUACUUAUAGAUUUGUCGGGUCUUAUGUGAAUUUCGCUAUAACUAACUCAACUUGGACCUAUAAUCAUAUACGUUCUAUAUGGACUUUGAACAGUUCAAUUAAAACGAUAUAUCCCCCUUGCUCUACGGAGAAAUUAGUUAUGGAUGACGAGUCUUCAGAUCAAUGGACCAGAAAGAAUCAAGCGGUCGUGAUUGCUCAAUUCAGACCUGAGAAGCGUCAUGAGUUGAUAAUAAGGUCAUUUGCAAGAUUUAUUGAUGAUAAUCCAACCAUAAAUCAUAUGAAUUUAAUACUCAUUGGAUCCACUAGAAAUCAAGAAGAUCGAGAUUAUGUAGAACACUUACAACAAUUAGCAUUUGGGGAUUUACAAAUUCCUCCCGAUAAACUUCAAUUUAAAACUAACUGCACAUAUGAUGAAAUGAAAUUAUACCUUCACGAGUCAUCUUUUGGUAUCAAUGCUAUGUGGAAUGAACAUUUCGGCAUAGCUGUUGUUGAAUAUGCUGCAUCAGGACUUAUCACAUUAGGUCAUGCUUCAGCAGGCCCACUAUUGGAUAUCAUUAUCCCCUGGGACGUCAUUGGUAAUCGGCAGCCAGCAGUAGCAACAGAAGAGAACAAUACUGGAUUUUUCUUUAAAGAUACAACAGAUCCAGAUUAUAUGACUGCAGACUCUAAUUUAUAUCCCACUUUGGAUAAUUUAUUUUUAUCCGCUAACAAUUUACCCAACCAACAGAGGUUAGAAAUAUCUCGACGUGCUAGAAAAUGUGUUUUAAAUAAGUUUUCUGAUGCUAAUUUUGCCAAGAAUUGGAAUCAUCUAUUAAAUGAUAUCUCUACAUUAGUUACUGAAUAUCAGCACCAUGACAUAUAA
Messenger RNA from Eremothecium cymbalariae DBVPG#7215, 1740 nucleotides. RefSeq names its product alpha-1,2-mannosyltransferase ALG11 (gene ALG11). Lineage: Eukaryota; Fungi; Ascomycota; Saccharomycetes; Saccharomycetales; Saccharomycetaceae. The transcript has a single exon. Gene Ontology annotation, molecular function: GDP-Man:Man(3)GlcNAc(2)-PP-Dol alpha-1,2-mannosyltransferase activity. Gene Ontology annotation, cellular component: endoplasmic reticulum membrane. Gene Ontology annotation, biological process: protein N-linked glycosylation. Bases 1 to 1740 code for a protein of 579 amino acids. The record is from RefSeq and is a predicted model, not a curated record.